Molecule: messenger RNA, 4023 nt
Organism: Oreochromis niloticus (Nile tilapia)
Lineage: Eukaryota; Metazoa; Chordata; Actinopteri; Cichliformes; Cichlidae
Gene: wnt10b
Product: wingless-type MMTV integration site family, member 10b
Exons: 7
Coding region: 1711-3000 (429 amino acids)
Biological process (GO): neuron differentiation; cell fate commitment; multicellular organism development
Cellular component (GO): extracellular region
Molecular function (GO): cytokine activity; frizzled binding
Source: RefSeq, a predicted model, not a curated record
ACAGUUUGUGUUAACUAUCUGCAAAAAACCUGAUCUACUUGGGAUGACAUUUUGUGUUUUAAAGCUGCUUCCAGGAAAGUUACUAGCUUACCUUAGCAUAACCGGCUAGUGCAGACUGUAGCAGUUCUCCAAGUAGAAGGAGCUUCGGGCAAUUCAGGUUUAAAUUAACAACCCCUCUUUUAAUAGAUAUGAAUGGUUUACAGCUGAAUAAGUCAUCCUACUGAUUUAUUAACGUUUUCACUUUGUCUGUUUUAGCCUGCUCUUUUCACAGUCGUAAAGACAUUUUGGAGACUGUUCUGUUAGCUAAUAGCUAACUUAAUACCCAUUAAUUAUCACUUUUGUGGUUAAGUUGGUUAGCACUAUAGAGACAGUCUCCUGAAUGAAAUCACCUCCUUCUGAAUGUCUGUAAGAUGAAAGAGAUGGUGGUUGACUCCCUGGAGGAAAAAAUGUGACUAAGCCCAUUAAAAACAGGGUUGACGAGGUGGAAACAGUGGACAGCUACAGGUAUUUGGGAGUUCAUUGAAUGACAACGUGGACUGGAGGACCAGCCGUGAUGCUGUGUACAAGAAGAGGAUGACCAGACUCUAUUUUCUGGGGAGGCUCAAUGCAUGAAACAAGAUACUGGAGAUCUUCCACCAGUCUGUGGUAGUGAGUAUUUCGCUGCUGUGGGUGCAGCAUCAGUGCCAGAGAUGCCAGCAGAUGAAAAAACUAAUCAACAAGACUGGAACCAUAACUGACCAGAAUCUGGGGGUGUUUGAGUCAGCGAGAGACAGAAGGUCACUGAACAAACUGCUCUCCAUCACACCACACCCACUCCAUUCCACAUUACUGAGGCAGCAGCUUACUCUCUCUCAGAUUUAUGUUUCCUGGCUGCCAUUAAGAAUUCUUCAGAGAACCAGUCCUCCUGUUCUCUGUGAAGCUGUACAACAGGUGACCUUGUUGUGACAGAAGAGCAUCUCUGAAUGCAAAAGUCAGUCCUUGAAGUAGAUGGGCUACAGCAGCAGAAGACCACACUAUGUGCCUCUCAUGUCAGCUAAGAACAGGAAACUGAGACUACAAUUCACACGGACCUGCCAAAAUUGGACGGUAGAAGAUUGGAAAAAUCUUGAUGAGCUUUGAUUUCUGCUGCAGCAUUUGGUUGGUAGGGUCAUAAUUUGUAAACAACAUGAAAUCAGACUGCCUUGUAUCACCUGUUCAGGUUGGAGAUGGUGUAAUGGUGUGGGGAUAUUUUCUUAGUAGCUUACCUGAGUAUUGUUGCUGACUCUGUUGUUGCUAUGUCCAUCCCUUUAUGGCCACACUGUACCCACAUUCUGAUUGCUGCUUCAAGUAGGAUAAGAUGUGAAGUUCAAAUCAUCUCACUGUACUCAAAUACGCUUUAGAGUCACCAGAUCUACGUUCAGUAGCGCAUCUUUGCGAUGUGGUGGAACAGGAGAUUGCCAACAUGCAUGUGCAGCAAAUCUCUUUCAGCAUCUUGUCGGUGACAGCUUCAUUGAAAUGAUGCUAUCAAGUCAACGUGGGCAAAAUGCCUUUAGUUGUCCAGUGUUGAAUCUAUGCUGUGAAGAACCAAGGUAGUUCUAAAGGUUAAAGGGGCUCCAACCUGGUACCAGCAAGUUUAAGUGUCAGGCUUUGGCUGCCAGAUGCUGGGGAUAAUGGAUAGGACUGCAGAGGGAAAGAUGGAGAGGUUGUGGAAGGCCAGAAGAUGAUGAAGUGAUGGAGAUGUUAGGAGGCCACGGCCAUUGUGAUGCUGGGUGGCUGUUACUCCGGAGCUGCCAUCUGGCGAAAAGGGUGCUGUGUAAUGAUAUCCUCAGCCUGAAGGUGGCAGGAGAUCCAGUGCUAACCCCUAACUCUGUGUGCCUCAGGCUGGCAGGCCUCAGUAAACGUCAGAUGCGGAUGUGUGUGAGGAACCCUGAUGUGACAGCAUCUGCUCUGCAGGGGAUCCAAGUGGCCAUCCAUGAAUGCCAGCACCAACUCCGGGACCAGCGCUGGAACUGCUCCUCGCUGGAGGGCUUUGGCAAGCUGCCGCACCACAACUCCAUCCUCAACAGGGGUUUUCGGGAGAGUGCCUUCUCUCUGGCCCUGCUGGCGGCGGGCGUGGCUCACUCUGUGGCCUCGGCUUGCAGCAUGGGCAAGUUGCGGGGGUGUGGCUGCGAGGCCAAGCGUCGCCAGGACGAUGACAAGAUCCGGCUGAAACUCACACAGCUGCAGCUGCAGACGCUUCAGAAGGGUGGGGCAGGCAUCGACUUAACACGGUCAUUACCCUCAGAGCUGAAUGGUCAUCAUGGCAGCCUGCCACCUAACCUGCACUCAGCCCACCCCUCAGCCCUUCUCAAGCCCUUACCGGAUGAGCUAAGCUCUAUGCAAGACACCUGGGAGUGGGGGGGGUGCAGUCAUGACAUCCGUUUCGGGGAUCGCUUUUCCAGGGACUGGCUCGACUCCCGGGGGUCUCCAAGAGAUAUCCACGCCCGCAUGAGGAUACAUAACAACCGUGUGGGACGACAGAUAGUGACUGACAACAUGACAAGGAAAUGCAAAUGUCACGGCACAUCAGGGAGCUGUCAGUUUAAGACCUGCUGGCAUGUGUCUCCAGAGUUCCGGCUCGUGGGCUCCAUACUCAAAGAAAAGUUCCUGACAGCCAUUUUUGUCAACUCUCAGAACAAGAAUAAUGGGGUCUUCAACCCUCGGACAGAAAACGGCGCCAGUGGAACCCAAGGGGGUCUCGGCGGAGGACGUCGUCGAAUCAUGUCCAGAGAGCUGGUGUACUUUGAGAAGUCUCCUGACUUUUGUGAGCACGACGCGUCCAUAGACUCUCCGGGAACACACGGACGGAUCUGCAACAAAACUAGCUACAGCACAGACAGCUGCAGCUCGCUGUGCUGCGGCCGUGGACACAACAUCCUGAAACAGACGCGCAGCGAGCGCUGUAAUUGCAGAUUUCACUGGUGUUGUUACGUGCUGUGCGAGGAGUGUCGUCACACAGAGUGGGUCAAUGUGUGCAAGUAGACGUCAGUCUGUUCCCCCCUUAGUUCGAGCGGCUUUUACUCAUCCAGGACUCAAGAUGGCGAGCCUGUCCCUUCGCCCACUCCUGUUGUUCGAGCUUUUGUUUUUGCUCCUUGUGCAACUCUCCCAGAGAUUCUGUUUACGCCCCCCCCCUCUUUUUUUAAGUCCAUCAUCUGGGAUCUAUUUUCUUUUUGUAGACGCUGUUAUUCUCAAAAUGCCAAGUCAGAGAUUGAAGAGGUGACUCAUGUCAUUUGUCUUCCCAUGGUCUGUUUAGACGCUGGCCUUUCAGCCAUGAAAAUGGCCCAUACUUCAUCGUUUGAGUCCCACAAAGACAAAAAAAGAAAGAAAACGCAACAGCAGAGGAGCUUCAGUGUCUACAAGCUGACUCAUCUUAUUGUACAGUAACAGUUUAUUUGAAUGUGUAUGUCUAUAAUUGUAAAUGUAUUAUUAUUAAUAUUAAUAUUGUACUAGAGCCUGUCUUUUUUCAUUUCAGUGAAUGACAGAUUGAUGGUGGCCAUGUGGUUCAGCAUGGUGAAGCAGUGUGCAGAGAGAACAGUCUAAUUUUCUUUCUCCAUUUGCACCAAAACAAUACUCAUGUGUGACUCGGAAAAGUACUAAUUUGGGAACUUGUCUCACAAUCUCUCUUUACUGAUCAAAGAAGAAAAGACAGACGAUUUUUUUUUUUUUGGAAGGGUGAAUGAAUUUGACACAGUGCUUUCUCACAUGCAGGACUUUCAGAUGCUCGUCCAAGCUUGUACACUUGUAAAACUCAAGAUGGGAAACUGGAAGCAACAUCCGAUUUGGAAGCAAAUCGGAUCCCUCAAAUCUCUAGAUUGUACGACUAAUGAUUCAGAUUUAUAUAUUUAUAUAAUGGUAACAAUAGUAAUCACUUCAUGAGAAUUGGUGCUAGUGGUCAUGUUUUUUAUGACUCUGUAUCAUUACUGUGGCAGCAAAAAUGCUCUCUCUUGUGUAUAACUGUACUGUGAUUUGUGUUACUUUCCUAUGAAAUUGUGACUGGGCUCUUGA